CUGAUCAGGUAUUUUAUUCCAUUAAUGGGGUCUUGCGUAAGCACUAUUGGGGCUGAAAAUGGAAGCCAAAUCCGUUCUGCAGGAGCAACGAGCUCGUCGGCGUCGGUUCAUCCAAGUCCACGAACCGAGGACGAGAUUUUGCAGUCCUCAAAUCUGGGGAGGUUCUGCUUUAACGAACUGAAGAAGGCGACGGGCAAUUUCCGGCAGCGGAGCAUGGUGGGCGAGGGUGGUUUCGGGAGCGUGUUCAAGGGCUGGAUCGACCCCCACUCCCUCACCGCCACCAAGCCCGGCACCGGCAUCUCCAUUGCCGUUAAGCGCCACAACCAAGAUGGUAUGCAAGGCCACAACGAAUGGUUGGCAGAAAUUAACUAUCUGGGGCAGCUGCAUCAUCCUAAUUUGGUGAAACUUAUUGGUUAUUGCUUGGAGAAUGAGCACCAGCUUCUGGUCUAUGAGUUCAUGUCGCGGGGUAGUUUGGACAAUCACCUUUUUGGAAGAGGAUCUGGGUCUCAACCAUUGUCAUGGAAGCUGCGUAUGAAGAUCGCACUGGACGCUGGGAGGGGUUUGGAGUAUUUACAUGGUGAAAAAGUUAUCCAUCGUGAUUUCAAAUCCUCAAACAUUCUUCUUGAUGCGAAUUACGAGGCUAAAAUCUCAGAUUUUGGAUUGGCCAAGGACGGGCCAGAGGGGAAUCAAAGCCAUGUUUCGACCCGGUGCAUGGGUACCUAUGGCUACGCGGCUCCUGAAUAUAUGGCCACAGGUCAUCUAAAGGCGAAGAGCGACGUGUACAGUUUCGGGGCUGUUCUACUGGAGAUUUUAUGUGGGAGACGAGCGCUAGAUUCAACAAGGCCACCGAGAGAACAGAAUCUAGUGGAGUGGGCGAGGCCUUAUGUGAGCAGCAGACGGCAAGUUUUGAGAAUUAUGGACGGCAGAAUUGAGGGGCAGUACUGUGUAAAGAAGGCAUUUACAGCAGCAAAGCUUGCUUUAAAGUGCCUCUCGGAAGACCCCAAACGCAGGCCUUCCAUGGAUGAAGUGGUGAUGGAAUUGGAGCAACUUCAGGAUUUUGAAUAAGUGAAGAAGAAGAAGAAGAAGAAGCCAGCCAGCCAAGGCACAGGAUUUUGGUUAAGUUCAGCCCAUUAUGAGGAAAGAAAGGCAGAAACAAUUAUUAUUAAUUCUGCAUUUCGUUAAUUUGGGUUCAAAACGUAAACGUGAGACAUAUUGAUCAUGUAAAUGUGAAGGAAUUAAUGUGUUUAAUUUUGGAGCA
This is a messenger RNA of Momordica charantia (bitter melon), 1258 nucleotides long. Its product is annotated as receptor-like cytoplasmic kinase 176. NCBI's taxonomy places the organism in Eukaryota, Viridiplantae, Streptophyta, Magnoliopsida, Cucurbitales, Cucurbitaceae. The record is from RefSeq and is a predicted model, not a curated record. Gene Ontology annotation, molecular function: ATP binding; protein kinase activity. Gene Ontology annotation, biological process: protein phosphorylation.